Molecule: messenger RNA, 1113 nt
Organism: Fusarium keratoplasticum
Lineage: Eukaryota; Fungi; Ascomycota; Sordariomycetes; Hypocreales; Nectriaceae
Exons: 5
Coding region: 1-1113 (370 amino acids)
Source: RefSeq, a predicted model, not a curated record
AUGGCAGUCGAUCCUGAUGCGACAACGAUUACACCUGAGGGACUGGGACUUGUCCUCCUUACAGUCGCUCUGUUCUACACGCCUACUUCUGCAAUGGUGGUGAUUGCGAGAUCCGUCAUUAGAAUCAGGCAAGGCAUUUUUGGGAUGGACGACGGGCUCAUGCUGACUGGCUGGAUACUCUUCAUCUGCGUUGUGGGUGUGGUAUCGAAAGGAACGUAUGUCGGUAUUGGCGCCACGGAUGAGCGACUAAACGACAAUAUGCAACGAGAUGGCCGGAUGUACAUCUGGCUGUUUCAAACUUUCUACUGUUCCUCUUUGAUCUUUAUCAAAGGCUCCAUCUGCGUCACCCUCCUUCGAAUCGCCAUUGAAAAGACGCACCGCAUCAUCGUCUGGGUGACACUCGUAGUCUCUGUCAUCUCAACCCUCAUCGUCAUCAUCGGGCUUCUUACCAUGUGUCGCCCCAUCUCAGCAAACUGGGAUAAGAAUGCGGGACAAUGCUCGCCGCCUAUUGUCAUUACGAGUUUGAGUUAUCUUGUGUCCGCCGCUGCGGUGCUUACUGACUGGGUGUGUGCGAUAUUGCCCGGGUUCAUGUUGUACAAGACUCAGAUGAAGAGGGCGACCAAGAUAUCCAUCACCAUCAUUCUUGGUCUCGGUGUUUUGGCGUCUAUUGCUACGAUAGUACGACUGCCGUAUCUUGCCUUUUAUGCUCAGCCCGAGAACUACCUACAUAACGUCGGAAAUAUUGUCCUCUGGUCCGUCUUUGAAUCAGGAACCGGAAUCAUCGCCGGCUCACUACCCUCAUUACGACAACUAGUAAAGAACUGGAUCACAUUUGAUACUACGCAUGGACACUCGCCAGCUCAAGUAACACCAUACAAUGACACAAGAAGGGCAUCGAUGAGGACCAACACCAGGGCUUUAGCCGGACGCCAGCAUGUGCACAACAGCGUCAUAUCAAGUAUAGUUGCGGAUCCAGAUUGGGAGCAACUGGAUGAUAAUUCAUCAAGCCAUAAGAUCUUUGUAAAGGUUGAUGUGGAGAUGAGGUCGUUGGAGAGGCCGGCGACGGCUGCGAGGUCUGAUAGAUCGCUGGGGGAGCUUAGAUUGCCAGCAUAG